Molecule: messenger RNA, 1597 nt
Organism: Gekko japonicus
Lineage: Eukaryota; Metazoa; Chordata; Lepidosauria; Squamata; Gekkonidae
Gene: TRAF4
Product: TNF receptor associated factor 4
Exons: 7
Coding region: 1-1425 (474 amino acids)
Biological process (GO): signal transduction; regulation of apoptotic process; activation of NF-kappaB-inducing kinase activity
Molecular function (GO): zinc ion binding; protein binding
Source: RefSeq, a predicted model, not a curated record
AUGAGCACGAUCCAGACGGGAGCAGGCGGCAGGGGGCUCGCCUCCUGGGCGGACUCGGGCCGACUGUCGGCGGAGCGCCCUGGGGAGGCGGGAUUCUCCAACCCGCUGGGACGGGAGAGCCGCCUGCAGACGGAGCGCGAGCUGGGGGGGCGGGGUGAAGGGGUCUUCAAGUGUCCGGAGGACCAGCUGCCCCUGGACUAUGCCAAGAUCUAUCCAGACCCCGAUCUGGAGGCUCAGGUGUUAAGCCUGACUAUUCGAUGCAUACACAGUGAGGAGGGGUGUCGUUGGAGUGGCACGAUCCGGCACUUGCAGGCGCACCUCGGCACGUGCAGUUACAACGUGGUCCCGUGCCCCAAUCGCUGCGGCACCAAGUCGAGCCGCCGUGACCUGCCGGCCCACCUGCAACAUGACUGCCCACAGCGCCACCUCAAGUGUGAAUUCUGCGGCACCGACUUCACCGGGGAGGCCUUCGAGAACCACCAGGGCCUCUGUCCCCAGGAGAGUGUGUACUGCGAGAACAAGUGUGGGGCGCGCAUGAUGCGCAGGCUGCUGUCACAGCACAUGCUCGUGGAGUGCCCCAAGCGUACACAGCCCUGUAGUUACUGUGCGAAGGACUUCCUGUAUGAUACCAUCCAGAAUCAUGAGUACCAGUGUCCACGGUACCCUGUCCCCUGCCCCAACCAGUGUGGGGUAUCCAGCAUUGCCAGGGAAGACCUUGGUGGGCACCUGAAAGAAAACUGCACGACGGCCUUGGCGCUCUGCCCCUUCAAGGAGGCUGGCUGCAAACAUCGGUGCCCGAAGCUGGCCAUGAGUCGCCACCUGGAUGAGAGCACCAAGCUGCACCUCGGCCUGAUGGGGGCCCUGGUGACCCGGCAGCGGCAGGAGUUGGCCGAGCUGCGCCGCGAGGUGGAGGAGCUGGCCGUGGGCAGUGACGGCGUCCUGAUCUGGAAGAUCGCGGACUACAGCCGCAAGCUGCAGGAGGCCAAGCAGAGGGCCAACUACGAGUCCUUCAGCCCCCCGUUCUACACCCACCGGUACGGCUACAAGCUGCAGGUCUCGGCCUUCCUGAACGGGAACGGGAGCGGCGAGGGCAGCUUCCUCUCGGUCUACAUCCGGGUGCUUCCCGGCCAGUACGACAACCUCUUGGAGUGGCCCUUCUCCUACCGGGUCACCUUCUCCCUGCUGGACCAAAGCGACCCCUCCCUCUCCAAGCCGCAGCACAUCACGGAGACCUUCCUUCCUGACCCCAACUGGAAGAACUUCCAGAAGCCCGGCCAGGGCCGCGCCUCCCUGGACGAGAGCCUGCUGGGCUUCGGCUACCCCAAGUUCAUCUCCCACGAGGACAUCAAGAAGCGCAACUACGUGAAAGACAAUGCCGUCUUUAUCAAGGCUUUGGUGGAGAUCCCCCAGAAAAUCAUGCCCUGAGCCUCCCCCCCCCCUCCUUCCAGGGAUCGGGUGGGGCCGGUGCCCCAUUGCUGCGGAGGGACCCCUCUGGCUUAGUCGAGGGCUGGAUUGGGGUGUGCAAGGCCACCCCUCCCUCCGAGCAUCUCCCGCCCGAACCCCCACCUUAGGCCUCAGCUGCAAACGGGUCUCUUUC